Parus major (Great Tit) is the source of this 6775-nucleotide messenger RNA. Its product is annotated as G-protein coupled receptor 183-like. Gene Ontology annotation, molecular function: G protein-coupled receptor activity; oxysterol binding. The coding region runs from base 193 to 1251 and encodes 352 amino acids. The record is from RefSeq and is a predicted model, not a curated record. Gene Ontology annotation, biological process: G protein-coupled receptor signaling pathway. Lineage: Eukaryota; Metazoa; Chordata; Aves; Passeriformes; Paridae. Gene Ontology annotation, cellular component: membrane. The transcript has 2 exons.
UAAUGUGAGCGAAUCGCGGGAGGCGCUCACACGGCCGGGGAGCCCCGAGUGCCGGACACGGGCAGGAGGCUCCGCGCCCGCCGCCCCCCAAAACUCGGGCAGGAGAAGGAGCAGGAGGCGGAGGAAGAGAAGAAGGCGACGGCAUCGCCGCUCUCAGGGACAGAGAGCAAGAGCUUGUGGGGCACCGUGGAAAUGGCUCUUGUAGAGGACGUGUUCCUGCACACCAACCUCACCUCCAGCAACCAGAGCAGCUGCAAUGUGCACAACCACCACUUCUCAACCAAAGUCACCUUCUCCCUUUUUUAUGUCAUCCUGCUGGUGUUUGGUGCCUGUGGGAAUGUCCUGGCCCUCUGUAUCACCUUCCAGCGCAGGAAGAAGAAACUCAACUCCACCGACCUCUACCUGGUGAACCUGGCCCUCUCUGAUGCCCUCUUCACCCUGGCACUGCCAGGCAGGAUCGCCUACUACGUCCUGGAGUCUGACUGGCCCUUUGGGGACUGGUUCUGCCGGAUCACAGCUUUCAUUUUCUACAUGAACACCUAUGUGAGCAUCUACUUCAUGACCUGUGUGAGCGUGGACCGCUACGUUGCCGUGGUGCGCACCAGGCACCCCGGCAGGAUUCGGAAGAUGAGCCGUGCCAGGGGCAUCUGUGUCCUCAUCUGGUCCUUGGUGUUCCUGCAGACGGCUCCACUGCUCCUGCGGCCCAUGACGCGGAGGAUGGGAGACAAGCUGACGUGCAUGGAGUACUUCAACUUCGAGGAGAUUCCCAAUCUGCCCUACCUGCUCCUGGUGGCCUGCAUGAUUGGUUUCUUCCUGCCUGUGGGCAUCAUCUUGGUGUGCUAUGUGAGGAUCAACCUCAAGCUCUGCCAGACGGCCAAGGAGAACCCGCUGACAGUGAAGAACGGGCACCACCACCGGGCCUUCACUGUCAUCCUGGUGGUGCUACUGGCUGUCCUGCUCUGCUUCAGUCCCUACCACCUCAACAUUGUCCAGUUCAUGGUCAGGAAGAUCCUCUACCAGCCAUCCUGCCAGGAGCAGCAAGCCUUCAAGAUGUCCCUGCAAGUCACUGUGGCAUUCAUGAACCUCAACUGCUGCAUCGACCCCAUCAUCUACUUCUUCGCCUUCCGGGGCUACAAGCGGAGGCUGCUCCGCAUCUUUAGGAACAGUGGCUCCCUGGCCACCUCCUCCACUGCCAAGACCCCCUCGGACAGCAACAGCAACAGCCAGCCGCACGGCUCCAGCUCCGUCUAGCAGCACAAGCCCCUUCCCUUUUGCCCUGGCCUUGACUGGCGGACCAUCCCUGAUGGCAGAAGGUGGAGUCGAGCUGUAGGACCAGCACCUUCAACAGCUCCAUCGCUCCCCUGCCUGGUGCCAGGGGCUCUUGCAAAGCCAACCUGGCAGGGAAAAAGCCCUGCCUGGCUCUGCCUGCCUGGCUCUGUGCUCAGCGCUGCUGCAUCUGCCAGCCUGGAGCACAGAGAGGCACCCUUUCAUCCCAGCCCCAGAGGAGGCAGCUCCUGCAGCUGCUCUGGCUGGCACACCAGCUGGAGGUUCCCCAGCACUGUACUGCACUUCUCUCCCAUGCCUGUCCCUUUCCCCUGUGGGGCUGGAGCGGGUUGGUAGCCACCAUGGGUGUCCCUCUGCCCCAUCCCCUGCACUGCCCCUGCAGCAGCACUAUAGCAGCCUGCCCGCAGGACUCAGGGCAGACAGCAAGGAGAGAUGGACUCAGGGCACUUCAGGGAAAGGCUGGCAUGUUAUUUGAAUGCAGAACAUGGUCUACAGCUCCUUCUCCACACUGACAAACAACAGCUCUGCUCUCUGCCAGCCCAGCACACCACUUCUGCACCUGGGCUCUGUGUGGGGCAAGCAGUAAGUGCUGGACAUGUGGAAGAUGCUGGAAAAGCCCUCUCCCAAGGAAGAGGUGUGAGGAUGUGAAUUUGUAGAGCUCCUGGAUGUGCUGCUGCCUACAUUCAGCAUUCCUCACACCUGACAGCACUGCAGUCACCCUGGGACCCAGUGCUAGGAAGGAGAUCGUGGGGGAUGGCUUGGAUCCCAGCCCAGCUGUAAGGCUGCAAACCUGCCCUGGAUGAACUCAUGGGGCAAACCUUCCCAUUAGUCCUUAAGUUGAAGGGAGUAGAGAAAGAGGGACAAGAGGGUGGCCUUAUGUGACCCUGACUGACCUUGAAUCUGGUGCCCUGAGGACUGUGAGAGCCUUGCUAAGGGAGGUUACUUGUGACUAUUGCCAGAGCAAGAGGAGGAACCCUGGGAACAUCAGGUUACUGCUGAGGUUUGUGCCUCAGCAGUUGGUAAGGAGAUGAGGAGAAAGUUGGCAGGAGCCUCCUCAGCUCUUUGCUGAAAUCACUAGACUAUGAUAAAAAACCCACACGUAGGAUUUCACAGUUCCUGGCAUGUCUAGCCUUUUGUUUGAAGUUGGAAGGGACAGACACACACAGAGACAUGAAAAGGAAAAAAAAACGCUGCUUAUUUUACUGAAAAGUAAACCUGAAAAGGUUUCAUGAGCAGACACUUUUGAUUAACACAAAUCAUUCUUUAAGGUAAUAACCUUUUUAAUGUCUAGAAAGUUAACAACAGUCACAUGCAGCCCUUCAUUGUUUUAAAUGCACAUGAAUGAGCUUUUGGAUGGUGAUAGUUUUACUUAUGGUAUGGAGCUGAAUGCUGCAGGCAUGCUGAAGGCUGACUAAGAGUGAUGCCUAAAAUAACUCAGGUGGGACACAGACUCCAGGAGGUCCUUUCUGGAGGCUAGGCCCUCCUUAAAGCAGGUUUAACCUCAAUGUUGACCUGCAGAGAGCCUUUGUCCUGAAAAGCAUGUUACAAUGGACAAGAAAGAGAUGGGAUGCAGUAAUAAGAGGGUAUCAGUGGUCUGAACACCCUUGAAGGAGUCUGGCUAGGCUGGUAGUUGCUGUAUAGUUACAUUGCCCUAUUAACAUGUGUGAGAAGUGAUGGCUGGAAGGGAAUUCUGUGUCACCUCAUCCAACAGCCAGAGCAGGACUGUGGUUGGCACAACAUCAGGCCUGACAUGACUUCAUCCAGACAAGGCUUGGAAACUCCAGGCAAGGAGGGUCCCCUUGCUGAGGUGACAGUUCCCGCUCUGCAUUGUCCUCUGGAUAAAAGCAUUUUCUCCACCAUCGUGUCUGAACCUUCCCAUCCACAGCUGGUGGCUGUUGCCCCUAACAUCACCCACUCGUGCUAUGAAGAGCUCGGCUCUGCUAUCAUUGUAACUCAAAUUCCACAGGGGGAAUUUGUGUUGGGGGCUGACAGUGGUUCGUAGCUAUUGGUUUUUAUGUGAACACCAAAGUGGGGAUCUGCAGCAGUGGCCAACCCUCCUACUCAAGAUCAAGACAUUGAGAUGUUUUGCUAAGCUGCAGCCCACAGCUGAGAAAAAGCCAAUCCAUGACCAAGCAUUCUUAGGAAAAGAUGGAAUAUAAACAUAACCUGGUUUGCUCCUUAUUGGACUCUGUUUUUCUCAGAAGUACUUUAUUGAGAAGGGUACCUCCACCUCUUGCCACCUUAGGAGCUCCACCAGUAGGAGCCUUUGGAGUAGGAAAUAGCUGAAAAGUUGGGUGUAGUGGUACAAAAUGCAGGAGGGAUCUGGCCUUCCUCCUCUGGAUGGACACCAGCCUGGGCUACUUUGCUUUUGGAAGUACCAAUACAGAGACAGCAGGCAAUUAGCUGGAGCUGAGGGAACAUCAAUGAGAUGGAGAAGGAAGGGACUUGGACAGCGUGGGUCAAGAGGAAUAUGGGGAAAUGAGAACUCCAAAGAACCCGUUAUUGCUCAGACUAGCUUGCCCACCAGCAGGUCCUCCCUGUCUGCUUGAAAAAGGAGCAUUUCCCUAAAAUUGAAGAGAAACCAUACACAGCAUUUUAUCUAGAGGCACAGCAACAUUUCCCUACACUUCACUGUUCACCUGUCAGGUCCAAGCUCCUCGGGUGAUUCUUGCUGGCCCAGCAGCUACUGCCCACUGCCACGCUUCGAGCCACCAGCGGUCCCUUGGAAUCACAGAAACACAGAACAGUUUAGGUUGGAAAGGACCUCGAAGAUCCUUGAGACCGGCCACGAACCAAGGCCUCCCCUAACCCAUAUCCCCAAGUGCAGCAAAGAUUCCUGCAUGUCUUUGGAGCAGCUCUGCACCGCUGGCCCCCGGCUCCCCGGGGUGCAGCCCCGCAGUGCCCGGCCGGGGGUACCCGUGGCCGGGCGAGAGGGACAGCGCCGGUUCCCGCCGAAAGGGGGAGUCGGAACCUUUGCUCGGUGCUGAAAAAACGCCCACGAAAGUGAGGACGAUGCCAGAUGGGGCUGGUGCUUCCCCCACGCGUCUGCUGCCACGUCGGAAUGUGCGCCUCUCGUAAGCCGGGGGGUUGUGGCGUGUGGGGGAAGCACACGACUGCACAGUGGGAUCGACGGCGUGCAGAGAGCUGUCACUGCACAGUAUGCAGGUAAUUCUUGCUUUUCUGCAGCCUGUUGCUGCUGUGCUGUCUUCUAAGAGAACACUCUGCUUUUAUCUGAGGGCAGAGAGUACACUUUGUGGACACACAAUAGUUAAUACAUGCACAGAUACAGGAUAUACUGUCUGCACCAGAAGAAUAUCCUGGGCUGCAUCAAAAGCAGCAUGACCAGCAGGUCAAGGGAGAUGAUUUUGUCCCUAUAUUCAGCUUUAAUGAGAUCCCACCUGGAAUUUGGGGUCCCCAGCACGGGAACAACAUGGUUGUGUUGGAGCAAGAUGUGGGCCACCAAGACAAUCCAGGUUGUGGAGCACCUCUCCUUUGAAGACAGGAUGAGGGACUUGGGGUUGUUCAGCCUGGAGAAGGACCCAGGGACACCUUAGAUCACUGAAAAGCUAAGUACUUAAAGCCCCCAAGGCAGCUGGAGAGGGACUUUUGACAAGAGCCUGUAGUGACAGGACAAAGGGGAAUGUCUUCAAAGUGAAAGAGAGCAGGUUUAGAUGAGGUAUUAGAACAAAGUUCUUUACAUGGAGGUGGUGAGACACUGCAACAGGCUGCCCAGAGAAGCUGAAGCUUUGAGCAACCUGGUCUAGUGAAAGGUGUCCCUGCCCAUGGCAGGGGGUCUGGGCAGAGCUCAAACAGAACAGCUUUUUUUCCCUCAGCAGUGGUUCCCAACUUCCACACCUCUUCAGUCUGUGCUCCAAAUUGUCCUGAACUGAACAUAUUGCAUGUCAUACAUAACAUUUGUAAGCCAGUAAAAUAUUGUAAUGUACUAAUGCACAUAUCUUCUAGAAAUAAAAGCUUCUCAUGGCCAAGUAACAAUGGCCUAGUGUGAUUGAUCAGGCCAGGAGAUGUGGGCAACUGUUUCCUCCUCAGAGGUGUACCUGUGCCUCUGCCCCCUCCCAAGAAAAUGACCAGAAGCAGUGAGGGGCAAGCACAAGCUCUCAAUCCACUUCCCUUACACAGGUGGUGUGCUCUCAUGGAACAGGGAAUUAGAAAUGACCUUCCAUGGGAAAAGCUGCAGGACCUGCGAGGAGCUGUGUCCUUUCUGGAGGAGGUCUCUCCACGGCUGGGACGGAGAGGUGCCAGGAGAAGUCAGGUUGGCAGGACUAACUGCUUUGGAAGCCAGAAGCAUCUGCAUUCUCAUAUACAAGUGGCUCCAGGGUUUGCUGUACUGCCUAGCUGCUGGGAUUGCACUGCUCUCUCGCUUGCCACAUGUACCACCUCCUGUACCUGACCAAAUAAAAUGUGAGGAUUGCCCUAUCAGACACCCCUAAAAAAAACCCCGAGUGGAUUGUCAGUACAAGAUUAGCCAUAACCUUGCACAUUUUCAUUUUCCACAGGAAAUCUUGCAAAUCCUUUAAAAAUUUAACUUAGUGCAAUGCAACACUGUCUCCCUCUCUCUCAGCAGGCCUUCUCUUUCUGUCCUCAGUUCUACUUUGCUCCUCUUUCCUAAACUCUCUGUGUUUGCUCAGCUCCAUUUGGUCAUCUCUCUCAAGUCCUUUCCUUUGCUAAUCUUACAUGACACUUAUGGUCCCUACCUAUCCUCAGUCAAUAGGUCAGAUCCUGCUUUUAGUUUAGCCAUGAUUCUGGAAAUUUUCACCUGUUUUUAAAGUAUGUAUAUUCCUGCUUUCUCCACUGCAACCAUUCAGGUUUAGAAACAGCCCCCUAAAAACAGGUAUGAGCCAAACUAACUUCUCUUUCCUCUUAAAACUCUCCCUUGGAAAACAAAUGAUGACAGCUGCACUACCAAUGUGUUCAGAUUCCAACAGUCACACCCAUUUGUCUGGUUGUAACAUUCCUUUGCUCCCACCACUGGUGUCUCACCUCAUAUUUGCACCAAACACUGUUGGAAGCACACACCCUCUUCAAGUUUCAGAGUGGACUUUCUGUGGUGAAAGAAUCCCUUUACAUAUGCAAACAGAAGGAAUGUAGUCCUACUAAAAAUUAAACUAGUAUUUUUUAAGUAAAUGCACACACAUUUUAAAUAUAUAUAUAUAUAUAAAUAUAAAUAAAUAUGCCUGCAUGUGUGCAUAUAUAUAUAAACACAUAUAGCGUGUGUGCGUUCAUGUGACUCUAGUCUCUAGUAAAACAUUUGUUCAAAACAUGCUCAUUUAUAUAAAAUACUUAUUAUUGUGGCCACACAGUAAAAGAAAGCUAAUCUCAUGUAGGUUUUUCUUGUGGAGGAAUACACACAAAUUUAAUUGCAUUUUUGUAUCAAAUCCCUCUAUUAGUUCAAAUGAAUGCUGUGCAUUUAUUUAUCCUCAAACAGAUGUGGUUCUCUCAUAGCAUGGGAGUUGUAGUUCGGAGUGUUUCCAAA